Messenger RNA from Candoia aspera, 4482 nucleotides. RefSeq names its product zinc finger protein Xfin-like. Lineage: Eukaryota; Metazoa; Chordata; Lepidosauria; Squamata; Candoiidae. The coding region runs from base 296 to 4420 and encodes 1374 amino acids. Gene Ontology annotation, biological process: regulation of DNA-templated transcription. Gene Ontology annotation, molecular function: DNA-binding transcription factor activity, RNA polymerase II-specific; RNA polymerase II cis-regulatory region sequence-specific DNA binding. The record is from RefSeq and is a predicted model, not a curated record. The transcript has 8 exons.
AGAGCAUGCCAAUAACAGCCAUCUGGACAACUGAGAGUCACAGGCAGUAUUAAAAAGGAAAACAAAAGAAGCCAGCAAUCAACUUUUUCCCACUUCUUCCAGAAAACCACAAAACCCUUCUCCUUCCCCAGCAGGUGACAGACAAGGGAGAGGAAAACAGGAAGAGAACUUUGAGCUGGAAAAAAUUGAGUAUGUGCAACUCAAGGAAACAUUACAUGAAAAGGUCGAGGAUAAUUUCCAAAUUCAGAAAAAGAGAGAAAUUUGUGGGAGAAGCAGAGACUGCAGAUCACGGCUGAUGAUGCACCAGAGGAUCCACACUGGAGAAAAGCCAUACAAAUGUUCGGAAUGCAGCAAAAGCUUUACUUGGAAGAGCUCCCUGGUGGUUCAUCGAAGGACCCACACUGGAGAGAAGCCGUACCAGUGCUCCCAAUGUGGCAGAAGCUUUAGUGUGCAUGCGACCCUGGUAAGACACAAGAGGACUCACACCGGGGAGAAACCGUAUGAGUGUCCGGAUUGUGAGAAAAGCUUCAGUCGGAAUUCUGACCUGGUGAUACACCAUAGAAUACACACAGGAGAGAAACCGUAUGAGUGUCUAAAUUGUGGGAAAAGUUUCAUUCGGAAUUCUGACCUGCUUAUACACCAGAGGACUCACACAGGAGAGAAACCGUAUGAGUGUCCGGAUUGUGGAAAAAGUUUCAGUCAGAAUUCCCACCUGGUUAUACACCAGAGGAAUCAUACUGGGGACAAACCGUAUGAGUGUCCAGAUUGUGGGAAAAGUUUCAAUCAGAAUUCUGGCCUGGUGAUACACCAGAGGACUCACACAGGAGAGAAACCGUAUGAGUGUCCAGAUUGUGGGAAAAGUUUCAGUCGGAAUUCUGACCUGGUGAUACACCAGAGCACUCACACAGGAGAGAAACCAUAUGAGUGUCCGGACUGCGGGAAAGGCUUCAGUCGUAAGUCCGACCUGGUGAUACACCAGAGGACUCACACUGGAGAGAAACCAUAUGAGUGUCCGGAUUGUGGGAAAAGCUUUAGUCAGUAUUCCCACCUGGUGAGACACAAAAGGACUCACACAGGGGAGAAACCAUAUAAGUGUCUGGAUUGUGGGAAAUGUUUCAGUCGGAAUUCCCAACUGGUAAUACACCAGAAGACUCACACAGGAGAGACACUGUAUGAGUGUCUGGAUUGUGGGAAAAAUUUCAGUCAGAAUUCUGACCUGGCAAUACACCAGAGGACUCACAUACGACAGAAACUGUAUGAAUGUCUGCAUUGUGGGAAAAGUUUCAAUCAGAAAUCCAGUUUCGUGAAACACCAGAGAACUCACAUUGGGGAGAAACCCUGUGAAUGUCUGGAUUGUGGGAAAUGUUUCAGUCGGAAUUCCCACCUGGUGAACCACCAGAGGACUCACACCAGGGAGAAACCAUAUGAAUGUCCAGAUUGUGGGAAAAGCUUUAGUUGGAAAUCCAACCUGGUGACACACCAGAGAACUCACACAGGUGAGAAACCAUUUGAGUGUCUGGAUUGUGGGAAAAGUUUCAAUCAGAAUUCUGACCUGAUGAGACACCAGAGGAUCCACACAGGAGAGAAACCCUAUGAGUGUCUGGAUUGUGGAAAAAGUUUCAUGCAGAAUUCUGACCUUGUGAGACACCAGAGGACUCACACAGGAGAGAAACCAUAUGAGUGUCCGGAUUGUGGGAAAAGUUUCAUUCGGAAUUUCAACCUGAUGAUACACCAGAGAACUCACACAGGAGAGAAACCGUAUAAAUGUGUAGAUUGUGGGAAGAGUUUCAGUCGGAAUUCCAGCCUGGUAAUACACCAGAGGACUCACACAGGAGAUAAACCGUAUGAGUGUCCGAAUUGUGGGAAAAGUUUCAGUCGGAAUUCCCAUCUGGUGAUGCACCUAAGGACUCACACAGGAGAGAAACCCUAUGAGUGUCCAGAUUGUGGGAAAGAUUUCAGUGCUAGGUCUAGCCUUAUAAAUCAUGUAGGUUUACACACAGGGGAGAAACCAUUCAAAUGCCCAGCCUGCGGACGGUGCUUCACGCAAAAUUCCUCCCUCAUCACACACAAGAAAAUCCACAUGAGGCAGAAGAUGGUAUGUGUGGAAAAGCUGGCAACUAGAGAUGAAGCUCUUCCCGCAAUCGGAGCAGACGUACGGCUUCUCCCCAGUGUGGGUCCUGGUGUGAGUAAUAAGGUCCGACUUUUGAUUGAAACUCUUGCCGCAGACGGCGCAUUCUCGCAGCAGCGAUACGGCUUCUCGCCCGUGUGGACCCUGCGGUGCCUCAGGAGGUUGCAGCGCGUCCCAAAGCUCUUCCCGCACUCUGAGCAUUUGUAUGGCUUCUCCCCGCCACUGGCGGCAGAGUUCCCAGAGUUGACCAAACGCUUCCUGGGGCCCCUCGGCUUCCCCGUAGCAAAACUGCCGGAAGCGUUGGCAUCGCAGCUCCACCUUGGGCCUGCCCUCCUCCACCACCUCUUCCUUCACUCCCUCUGGGGGAUCCAGGCCUUUGGAGAAUCUGGGGGCUUCCUUGUGGCCCAGGCCGAAAGGAGAAGCUCUCUGCGUUUAACCCCUUCGCCUAAGCCGGACGGGAAGGGGGCGGCGGUGGGGCUGAGCAACGCCAGGAAACAUUUCAUUCAGAAAACUAAACUGGUGAUACACCAGAAGACUCACACAGGACAGAAACCAUAUGAAUACCUGGAUUGUGGGAAAUGUUUCAGUCGGAAUUCCCACCUGGUGAACCACCAGACUCACACAGGAGGGAAACAGUAUGGGUGUCUGGAUUGUGGGAAAAGUUUCAGUCAGAAUUCCAGCCUGGUGAUGCACCAGAGGACUCUCACAGGAGUGAAACCGUUUGACUGUCCGGAUUGUGGGAAAAGUUUCUGUCAGAAUUGCAACAUGGUGAACCACCAGAGGACUCACACAGUAGAGAAACCAUAUGAGUGUCCAGAUUGUGGGAAAAGUUUCAGUCACAAUUCCAGCCUGGUCAACCAUCAGAGGACUCACACAGGAGAGAAACCAUAUGAGUGUUUGGAUUGUGGGAAAAGUUUCAGUCAGAAUUCCCACCUGGUGAGACACCAGAGGACUCACACAGGAGAGAAACCGUAUGAAUGUUUGGAUUGUGGGAAAAGUUUCAGUCGGAAUUCCCACCUGCUGAACCACCAGAGGACUCACACAGGGGAGAAACCGUAUGAGUGUCUGGAUUGUGGGAAAAGUUUUAGUCAGAAUUCUGGCCUGGUGUACCAUCAGAAGACUCAUGCAGGAGAGAAACCGUAUGAGUGUCCGGAUUGUGGGAAAGGUUUCAGACAGAAUUCCCACCUGGUGAACCACCAGAGGACUCACACAGGAGAGAAACCAUAUGAGUGUCCAGAUUGUGGAAAAAGUUUCAGUCAAAUUUCAAGCCUGGUGAUGCACCAGAGUACUCACACAGGAGAGAAACCAUAUUUGUGUCUUGAUUGUGGGAAAAGUUUCAGUGAGAAUUCCAAACUGGUGGGACACCAGAGGACUCACACAGGAGAGAAACCAUAUGAGUGUCCAGAUUGUGGGAAAAGUUUCAGUCAGGAUUCCAGCCUGGUGAGACACCAGAGGACUCACACAGGAGAGAAACCAUUUGAAUGUCCAGAUUGUGGGAAAAGUUUCGGUCAGAAUUCCCACCUGGUGAACCACCAGAGGACUCACACAGGAGAGAAACCGUUCGAGUGUCUAGAUUGUGGGAAAAGUUUCAGUCAGAAUUCCAGCCUGGUUAAACACCAGAGGAUUCACACAGGAGAGAAGCCAUAUGAGUGUCCGGAUUGUGGGAAAAGUUUCAGUCAGAAUUCCAGCCUGGUGAUGCACCAGAGUACUCACACAGGAGAGAAACCGUUUGAGUGUCCAGAUUGUGGGAAAAGUUUCAGUCGGAAUUCCCACCUGGUGAACCACCAGAGGAUUCACACAGGAGAGAAACCGUUUGAGUGUCUGGACUGUGGGAAAAGUUUCAGUCAGAAUUCCAACCUGGUAAUGCACCAGAGGACUCACACAGGAGAGAGACCAUAUGAGUGUCCGGAUUGUGGGAAAAGUUUCAGUCAGAAUUCCAGCCUGGUGAUGCACCAGAGGACUCACACAGGAGUGAAACCGUUUGAGUGUCCGGCUUGUGGGAAAAGUUUCACUCAGAAUUCCCACCUGGUGAACCACCAGAGGACUCACACAGGAGAGAAACUGUAUGAGUGUCUGGAUUGUGGGAAAAGUUUCAGUACUAGGUCUAUCCUUAUAAAUCAUGUAGGCUUACAGACAGGGGAGAAACCAUUCAAGUGUCCAGACUGCGGACAGUGCUUUACUCAAAAUGCCUCCCUUAUCAAAAAAGAAAAUGCACAUGAGGCAGAAGAUGUGUGUACAGAAGGCUUGAAUUUCAUUUCUGAUCUCCCAUUGAAAGUCCUCCUGAGAAAUUAAUAUUUAAUUUCUGGCCUGAUUCUUUUUAGUCAAACCUGUCUCAGUAUUAGAGAUGAGGGAGG